Fimicolochytrium jonesii is the source of this 1578-nucleotide messenger RNA. RefSeq lists its product as uncharacterized. NCBI's taxonomy places the organism in Eukaryota, Fungi, Chytridiomycota, Chytridiomycetes, Spizellomycetales, Powellomycetaceae. The transcript is spliced from 2 exons. The record is from RefSeq and is a predicted model, not a curated record. Bases 131 to 1171 code for a protein of 346 amino acids.
AUACAUAGCGUGCUGAGGUGUCGCGACCAUCACUGGGCAUGUCCGGGACCACCGUCGUCCAAGCUGCUCUCCCCCGACUCGGGUGAAUUCAACGCAGUUCGCUUCAGCCGUCUCUGAAUCGUCCACGACAAUGACCACCGAAAGCACGCCACCUACAAAGUCAUCCAGCUGGUGGGGCUGGUGGCCUUCCUCGUCCUCAAACAAACCCGUUCCGCAGGACACCACUACCCCUUCCAUUCUUGCGCCAACGAUCUCCACCAAGCAAGUUGCAUCCGCUACACCCUCAACAACACCAGCGACUACUCACGACGCACCACAAUCCGGCACGAUAGCAGCUCAGCCUACUACAGCAGAUAAGAGCAGCAGUCAGAAGUCCUGGAAUCGGUCAUGGUGGCCUUUUAGGAGCUCAAAGCCGAAGGAAGUCGUUUCCAACGAGUUCCAUGCCACCACGCCAGUAGCCAAUGCUGUUCCUGCAAAGCCUGCGGAAGCUGCGGGCAAACCUGUUUUCACAGAGUCUCUUCGUGCGGAGAAGCCGGCAAUACCAUCAACAAUGACGACAGUGGCAACUGCAACCCCCUCAACGACCAGUCCGGCAGUCCAGCCAAAACCGACGAGGACCCCAACCUUAUCUUCCGACGGAACCUUCCCCCAACAAACCUCAGAUUACACCAAAUACAACAAAUACAUCAUCGGCACAGCAGCGAUCGGAUCCUUCUCGACGCUCCUAUACACAGUCCACCAGCGCACGAAGGGUCGGAUGCGUGUGCCACUCCAGGAGUUUCUGGACAAUCCAGCUGCGAGAGCCGCGAAUCCCAAAUUGGCGGCGUAUGUGUUUGCAGGGAGGGCGUUUGGAACUGCGACUGUUUUGGUCGUGACGGGGACGGUGGGACUGACCAUGGCUGUGGCCAGUAUUAUGGGCGUCAACAACAUGCGAGAAUUCUCCUUCCGCAUGCGCGACAUCAUGGCCUCCACCUUCCCGCAGCUCAAACGCAGCGACGAAAACGCCGACAUCAAGUUCGACGCCGAUACCUACGAGUUUCUGAAGGAGGUGUCUGCGGACGCUGAGAGGGAGGAGAGGGAGGGUGCGUGGAGGGAAAGUUCUAGUCAUGCGAUUAUUGGGGGAAGGGUGAGGAAUGAAUUGGGGGGGUUGUCGAGGCAUGGGCAGAAUUGAGGCAUUUGAAGAUUGCUGUGAAUCGGGGGGAAGGCCGGGAUGACCGGAUUGCGCGGGGGCGUGGUCGAUCCCCUCUGGCGUAGCGGAGGAUUCUUAGCGGCAGAAUCCCGAUCAUAGAACGAAUCGAGGUCCCUCACCCAUGCAUGUAGAACGUGCGCACGAGAUGUACCGCAUUUGUGAUGUGGUUGAAAGUAGCAACGAGGCGUAAGAAGUGGACCUAUUUACCUCCUGCCCGAACGCCAGUGCCGGGGGGAGAAUUCUCGCAACCCUAAAGUCUCCCAGAGUGGGCGCUGGAGGGACCGCACUAUAACGAGCCACUGCACCCAGAAGCGCCCUCAUUACUUGGGUACAAUUGUUGGGGGUCCGUGUCCAUAUCCACAGAACGGCGUGGGGUUCAACGAUGGGGG